CGAUCCGCCCGCUGCGCCCCGAGGAAGGCCAGAGCGCUUUCGGCCGCCCCCGCGCCUGUCUCGAGUCAGUUUGCCCGCGGAUCCUCCGCCGUCCCGAGUCGCGUCGCCUUCCGGUUUCCCGCCGACAUCCGAGCCGCGCUUCCAGCCGAGCUUUUCCGGCACGAGGUCGCCCGGAGCGUCGGAAAGCGCGCGGAGUUGCGGAAGAUGUGAAAAAGUUCCUCGCGAAGCAUCGAAAGCUCCCCGACGCCUCUCCCGCAUCCCCGAGAGCCGAGAUCGGCGCCCUGAGUGAUCGCGUGUUACGAGUCGGAGUCAAGUUCGAUCCGUCGAUUCGAAUCGGCCGGAGGUUCGAAGGCUGGCAUGGGGUCGACGCCGAUCCUCCUCGCCCUCCUCGCCCUUCUCGCCCUGCUCGUCGGCGCCGAGACGCGGGCGGCAAAACCCGAAUCGAGCAACCGGCAGCGCUUUACGAUCGAGCAGCUCUUCUCGAUCGAGUUUCCAACCCUCAUCACCGGCGACCUGGACCUCGACGUCUGCAAGGCUGGUGGUUUUCUCGGUGAUAUCGCAUUGCCAAAUAUCAAAUACGAGACAGAAUGGCGACAGCAAAAGCUCAACAAAAGCUACCUCGAAGAGUUGGAGAAAUACAGAGACGAGAUUCUGAACGAGGGUCUUCAAGUCGAAGAAGAAGGCCUCACGGAGGUCUUGCAGUUCAAAAAGAAACAUGAUGGGGCUGAAGGAUUCAGCUCGGAGGAGGCAGGACUUCACCUGACCGAGGGAGGCUCGGAGGGAAUCAUGGUUAGCAGAAACGAGUACGAAAUCGGAGGAUCCGACUUUGGUGAAGCCUUUGAGUUCAGUCCAACGGAGACGAAGAACUCGCCGGCGAACUACGGGGUUGAUUCAGGAUCGAGUAAAGUAGAGAAGAAGGAAUCAUCGCGCGUGAGGCACGCCGAUCAUCGAAGCAAUCGAGAUCACCGGAUCGACGCGGUGGAAACCGAGAGUAAAAAUCUCCGGAAAAAUUCAGAACCGACCGAAUUACCACGGGAAGUAAGAUUACGCCAUCCGGGUUACCAAGAAGCAUCAUCCGGACCCACGUCUCAGCUCCCUGAAAUUUCGGAGUCGGAAAACGGCGGGAAUAAAAAACGUCGUCGUCGGCAUCAGAGACACAGAGAAGAACGUCACUUGAUAGUCAACGACGAGCUCGACUCUUCGAGUGAGGUUGUGUCUCUUCACGACCGGCGUCUUCGCUCAAUAGAAUUCUACAACGAGCACAAGCCAAAGUACCAAUUGAACACUCGAGGUACGUCCUUCUCGAGGACUUCGCUUCGCGUUCGAUCCCGACGUGCAGCAACCGCUCGUAAAGAAAGGGUUUGGGACCACGGUGUAAUCCCUUACGAGAUAGACGCGAAUUUCUCAGGUGCUCACAAGGCGCUCUUCAAGCAGGCGAUGAGACAUUGGGAGAAUUUCACGUGCGUCAAGUUCGUCGAACGAGUACCACGAGAGCAUCCAAACUACAUCGUCUUCACCGAAAGACCGUGUGGGUGCUGCUCGUUCGUUGGAAAAAGGGGUAACGGACCGCAGGCAAUAAGUAUCGGGAAGAACUGCGACAAGUUUGGAAUCGUGGUCCACGAGCUUGGCCACGUGGUUGGUUUUUGGCACGAGCACACUCGCCCGGACCGAGACAGACACGUUCAGAUUAUACGCGACAAUAUAAUGAGCGGUCAAGAGUACAACUUCAACAAGCUGACAGAAGAGGAGGUAAACUCGUUGGGACUCCCGUACGACUAUGAUUCGAUAAUGCACUACGCGAAGAAUACAUUCUCGAAAGGAACAUACCUGGACACUAUACUGCCGAUGGAGACACACGGUAAAAAGCGUCCGGAAAUCGGUCAGCGCAUCCGGCUCAGCGAGGGGGACAUAGCGCAGACCAAUUUGCUUUACAAGUGUCACAGGUGUGGAAGGACCUUCCAAGAUAACGCUGGUAGCUUCGGUUCCCCCGUCUAUCCGGUGGGCUCGUCAAGCCCGGAAGGCGAGCGGUGCGAAUGGCGGAUAACGGCGACUCACGGUGAGCGGAUCGUCCUGAAUAUCACCUCGCUGGACAUAUUCACGAGCGAUUAUUGCAGGAGCGAUUACAUCGAGAUCCGGGACGGAUACUGGCACAAGAGCGCGGUCUUGGGGCGAUACUGCGGCAGUGGGAGGAUCCAGGAGCCGGUGAUAUCGACGGGAAGUCGGAUGCUGGUCACUUACGUGACCUCCAAUCACCACAACGGGCACAGAGGCUUCACCGCGAACUACGAAGCUGUUUGCGGUGGGGAGCUGGAACUUGACGGUGUUGGUCACCUGGAGUCUCCGAAUUAUCCUGAAGACUACCAGUCCAGCAAGGAAUGUGUGUGGAAGCUUUCGGUUCCGCACGACUAUCAGGUCGCCCUGAAAUUCCAGUCCUUCGAGGUGGAGAACCACGACAACUGCGUUUACGACUACGUCGAAGUGCGCGAUGGCCACAAUCCUGACUCGCAUCUGAUCGGCGUCUACUGUGGUUACAAGGUGCCACCCGACAUCAGAUCCACCGGGAGCCAGCUGCUCGUCAAGUUCGUCAGCGACGGUUCGGUCCAGAAGGCUGGAUUCUCGGCGACUUUCAUGAAAGAGUUCGAUGAGUGCGUGCUGAUCGAUCAUGGCUGCGAACACGAGUGCAUCAAUACCCUGGGAGGCUACGAAUGCUCGUGUAGAGUUGGAUUCGAGCUGCACUCUGAUGGAAAACAUUGCGAAGAUGCAUGUGGGGGGAUAUACGAUAUGAGUAACGGAACGAUAACGAGUCCGUCCUUCCCCGAGGCGUAUCCGGGCAACAAGGACUGCGUGUGGGAGAUAAUAGCCCCGCCACAGUACCGGAUAACGUUGAAUUUCACGCAUUUCGAUUUGGAGGGUAACAACGUUUAUCAGCAAGAGUGCGAGUACGAUUCCGUCGAGGUACACAGCAAGCUGGGCGACGACGUGCUCCGGAAGCACGGUAUAUACUGUGGUGGAAAAUUUCCUCCUCUUCUAACUUCUGAGGGUAAUUCAAUGCGCAUUACCUUCACGUCUGAUAACAGCGUCCAGAAGUCAGGAUUCGCAGCAGUGUUCUUUACGGAUAUGGACGAGUGUGCGAUCAACAACGGUGGCUGUCAACACGAAUGUCGAAACACGAUAGGAUCGUACCAGUGCUUUUGUCACAACGGAUUCACGCUCCAUGAGAACGGUCACGACUGCAAAGAGGGUGGCUGCAAGUACGAGAUCACCUCGUCAUCGGGUACGAUUACCUCUCCAAACUACCCGGAGUACUAUCCAGGACGAAAGGACUGCGUUUGGCACUUCACAACGACAGCGGGACACAGGAUAAAGCUGACUUUCAACGUAUUCGAGAUGGAACCCCACCAGGAAUGCGCCUAUGACCACAUCGCGAUAUACGACGGGGACUCACCGGAUAGUCACACUCUGGGAAGGUUCUGUGGCAGUAAAGUCCCGCACCCAAUCCUGGCGACGGGUAACCAGAUGUACAUGAUCUUCAAAAGCGAUGAGUCCGUGCAGAGGAAAGGAUUCCUAGCGACACAUACGACUGCCUGCGGUGGUCACCUGACGGCCAGUGAAACACCAAAGUAUCUCUACUCCCACGCGAAGUUUGGUGACCACAAUUACGAGCACAUUUCCGACUGCGACUGGGCGAUAGAGGCGCCGAUUGGAAAAAACGUUCAUCUGUCCUUCAAGUCCUUCAAGCUUGAGGACGAGAGUGGAUGUCGUUACGACUUUGUCGAGGUCUAUGCGAGCUUGGACACCUCGGGUCCGAGCUACGGAAGGUUCUGCGGAGACUCGAAUCCCACGGACAUUAUAUCGAUGAACGAGGCACUUCUGAUCAGGUUCCGAUCCGAUGAUUCGAUAUCGAACAAGGGUUUCUCCGCCGAAUAUUACGCCGUUGAUUCCCAGGACAGCGAGGAGUUCAUCGAGGGUGGCGAGGACGAAGAUGACGACAAUCUUUGAUCGAGCGUCAUCAAUGUUAUUCGCGAGGAUAAUCAAUUCCUUGUACCUGUCUCACGAGCAAUAAUUCCUCGAUGAACGUGGGUGCGAAAAUUCUACCACCAGCAUCUCUUCGAUCGUUUUGCUCUUCGAAUGACGUGUGAUAUGAUGUUUCUCUGUUUUUAAUCAAACGUAUUCCAAUAAGAAGAGCCUCGAUUUUGGUAUAACGACUGAUGUUUCAACAAUUGUCGUAGGUGAUAAAUUUGACGGUGUAAGAAUAUGAGACAACGUUAUUUGACAUGAAAAGCAAGAUUGCGUUCAUGAUAAUAAUAAUAAUGAUAAUAAUAACGUUGAUAGUUAUAAUUACGAUUAUUGUUACAGUUAGCCAUUAAUGGUACUGGCAAUAUACUGUAAAAACAAUAUUUAGUGACGAUCAUCGUGAUGAUUAUAAAAUGUGUUAAAGAGACGAACUUUGGACUACGUGCCACGAACUAUAUCUAUAUGUAUGCGCAUAAGUUUAAUUUAAUCCAAAGGUCGCCCAACUUAAACUAUACGUAUACAUAAUUAUAUAUAUACACAUAUAUCUAUAAUUCUAUAUACAUGCAUGUAUACAUUAAACGACAUUAAUUGGUUAUUUUAAAUCUCAGUAUGUCAUUUUUAUUCUUCGAUGUUAAUUACUUUUUAAUAACACAAGCGUUAGAUAGGUUGUUGUUUGAAUUUAAUAAAAGCAACAAAGAAUCGAUCCGUAAUGUAUAGAUAAUACGAAAAGGUACAUGGACGGUUGAAGUCCAUUAUUGUACAUGACAUAAAUGACAGCGGCUCUGGUACAAAAAGUGAAUAAAUAAAUAAAUAAAUAAAUUUAAGUAAACAUGAAUAAAGAUAAGAGCAAUUUAUAUUUUCAUUUUCCUCUCUUGUAUUUUGACACUGAUUUUGUCAUGGAUAAAAUUAAGCUAUAUGUGAUCAUUCAUGUACUGCUAUAUUGUUCGUAAUAAUAGUAUAUUAAGUACUAUAGUCGGAUUCUUUGUAUGUACGUAAUAACAUCAAAUGCUCAAACAACCGAAUUUCUCCGUUCAUAUCGACUGCGAAUUGAUUUUUUAAACUUAGCGGUUUUUCCUGAAACUCGUAAUAGUUUUGAGAAAGUAAUAAUUAGUAUUUAAACUAAUAUUCAUUAUAUCCACAUAAAACAGAAGGAUUAAUUUCUGUCAGUGUAAGACAAAAUAGUAGAAA
This is a messenger RNA of Diprion similis, 5202 nucleotides long. RefSeq names its product bone morphogenetic protein 1 (gene tok). The transcript has 15 exons. Gene Ontology annotation, biological process: proteolysis. Bases 358 to 3999 code for a protein of 1213 amino acids. The record is from RefSeq and is a predicted model, not a curated record. Lineage: Eukaryota; Metazoa; Arthropoda; Insecta; Hymenoptera; Diprionidae. Gene Ontology annotation, molecular function: calcium ion binding; metalloendopeptidase activity; zinc ion binding.